ACUGUCAAACACUGUCAACAGAUACACAUAUUUUCGACCAAAAAAAAUGGAUUCGAAUGUCCUACUCCACAAAAUAUCUCCGAUUUUAUCCGUAAGCUCCUGCAUUAUUCUUUCGAUAAUUUAUGUAUCGAGUCUGUACGUAUGGAGCACCGAACACAACAGGGACCAUCCGACAACGAUUAAAAAACGCUUCCUCAGCGUUUUUAUUGUCAUGCUAAUUUCUCCUGCAUUCAUCUACUUAUUCACAUCGAACGAGAUAUUAGAAGGUCGGUCAAUAUGGGCGGUAAUGGGUUUUCGAACCGAAGGCUUGUGGAUGGCUCUGUUCACACCGCUCAUUCUAACUGCAAUCUUAUUCUUGGGACCAUUGAUGACACAGGCGCUAAAUGGAAUCUGGGACAUCUAUGCAGAUCCCAAUUACUGGGCAAUGUGUCUACAAAACCUGCUGUGGAUUCGAAACCAUGUAGUCGCCCCACUAUCCGAAGAAUUCACAUUUCGAGCUUGUAUGAUGCCAUUGCUACUGCAGUCGUUUAAGCCAUUGUCAGCUGUAGCCAUAACUCCGAUGUUUUUUGGCAUCGGUCAUUUACAUCACAUAAUCGAAAGGCUCAGAGCUGGAUUGCCUUUAAAGACGAUUCUGAUUGUGUCCGGCAUACAAUUCUGUUACACUUCAAUAUUCGGUAUGUAUGCUGCGUACCUAUUCGCCCGAACUGGCCACUUCAUGGCGCCAGUUGUUGCACACGCAUUUUGCAAUCAUAUGGGUUUUCCGGAUGUGAAUGAAGUUUUGAAUCAGCCAACACGGACAAAACACAUUCUGUUGGCAACGUAUGUCAUUGGAUUCGUUGCAUGGAUCUACUUACUGCCGGUCGUCACCGAUCCGACCUGGUAUGCCAACGAUUUGUAUUGGACGAAGGAAAGUAGUUGAGUUGCGGUCCAUGUGAUGAUGUGUGAUUACGGUCGAGAGGCGAAAGUGACACUUUUAACGAUUUUUAACAUUGUUGGACAAUUGACAUGUAAUUUAGCAAUUCAGACUCAUAACUUUCGCAUAUUUAUAGACAAAACAAUUUGUCGACGACAAAAUUUCAUCAAGUGCCAUCCACGUAAGAUAUUAAGUGACAGUUUUUCGUUUUGAUUUUGAUUGUUCAUUGAAAAAUUGUUGAUAGACUUGUCGUUGUUGUGUUGUGUUGACUUGUACUAAAUACUAUUUAGGUGUAUAGAUAGAGAAUUUUGAAAAUACAGGUCGAUAUUUUCUACUUCCGGUUGUUUGUGCGUAUGGAUCUUUAAUGAAAGGCGAUAUCCAUCAAUCCUGUCGGAUUUUUAAGGGGAAGGGGCUUAGACUCUAGUGUCAUAAAAGUGAAUUUGCUUUUGUCCUAGAAGUGACACGGGGAAUUGUAAUUUAAGAGGAUUUACGGAUGUCCCCCGAUAACAAUUGUAUCGACAGAAGAAAAUAAGAUCAUUCGACUUCUCCUUUGUCGGUUGAGCCAAAUAAAAAAUUGUUUUCUUUAAAUUAUGAAGUCUCUGUUAAUGUUUUCAACUGCGAUUCGAUCUAACAUUUGAGUUGCUAGCAACUC
Molecule: messenger RNA, 1565 nt
Organism: Bradysia coprophila
Lineage: Eukaryota; Metazoa; Arthropoda; Insecta; Diptera; Sciaridae
Gene: Sras
Product: Ras converting CAAX endopeptidase Sras
Biological process (GO): CAAX-box protein processing
Cellular component (GO): endoplasmic reticulum membrane
Molecular function (GO): metalloendopeptidase activity
Source: RefSeq, a predicted model, not a curated record